Molecule: messenger RNA, 1527 nt
Organism: Prorocentrum cordatum
Lineage: Eukaryota; Dinophyceae; Prorocentrales; Prorocentraceae
Source: the annotation of a GenBank genome assembly
GAAUAUUUUUAUUUGUGUGUAUUUAUUUGUGUGUCCUGGGGCCCCUUCAUUUGUGAGAGGUCGCCGAGGAGGCGCUGCAGGCGGAGCUGGACGAGCACGUGCAGGAGCUGCUGCGCCUGGAGGAGCAGCUGCGGCGGCUGCAGAGCGGCCCCGCGGCGGAGCCCGCCGCCGCGGAUCGUGCGGAGCCCGCCGCCCGCCUGGAGGACCUCGCCGUCGAGCGCCUUUGCCUCUUCUUGCCCGCGGCCGACCUGGCCGCCCUGCAGACCGCUGGGGGCGCAUCCGGCCGGAGGGUGUCUGGGCUGCUCGAGGGGCUGGCCCGGCGGCGACGCGCGGCGCCCUGCCCGGAGCCGCCGCUCCUGCUGUCGCUCCUGCGUUUCUCGCACUGCCUGCAGGCGCCCCGCCUGGAGCCCUGCGCGGGCGGGACCGCGGCGAGGGGCGCCCGCGGCCACCUCAUCUCGAUCACUGGACCCUCGGUGCGCCGGCUGCCGGAGGCGUGGGUGGGGCCGCCUGGCUCCGAGGCGUGGUGCCCUCUGCGCCUGGAGGGCGUGCCGCUCGGCCCGCGGCCGAGCCACCCGGGGGGGGACCCCGCGCGCGGGGGGCCCUACGGCUGCGCCUGGGACCUGGGGGCGCACGUCACGCCGCGGCUACUGCAGCUGGACGUGCUGUGCCGCGGCGCGCCCGGGCGCCCGGGCCGCGGGGUGGGCCUCAGCCUGGUGGAUACCGCUGUGCCGGAGCAGCCGCUCUUCUCCCUGGGGCUGCCCUCUGGCUGUGCGCCCCCUGGCAUGCCCACCGCCCACGACGCCGAGCACGCCGCCGCCGCGGGCGCCGCCGUGCACCGCCCGGGCUCCCUGCGCGCCUCCGUGCGCGACGUGGUCCGGUGCGCCGGCAAGGCCAGCGCGUGGGCCUACCGGCAGCGCGCGUGGCCCCUGGGCGCUGGCGCCCCGGCGGAGGGCCCCCGUCAGGAGGGCGCCGCGACGUCCGGGCUGAGCGAGCGCCUGCGGCUGCACGUCGAGUUCGACUGGGAGGCGAGCUCCUGCGCCGCGCUGGUGGACGGGCGCGUGGAGGGCCCCUUCGGGUUCGCCGAGUUCGGCGGCGCCGAGCCCACGGUGGACCAGGUGCGGCUCCAGCUGUCCCCAGAGAUGGGCGUCGACUUCGCGCAGCUCCUCGUCGCCUAGGAGGGUGGCCAGCGCCGCAGCCGAGUGUCCACAGAGGAAAGAACUGGCAGCCUGGCCGGCUUCUGCACUGCUGGCACUGGCAGCGGCGAUGGCAGCGUCGGCGAGGCCCGGUUCGGCCCGCUGCGGGCCGUUCUCUCCCGGCGCUCCGGGCGCCGCGGACCACUGAGACCCGACGCCGCCCAACAAACGGCAGCCUCGCGAGAUGGCCCCCCCGUGGGGCACGAGGCCGGGCGACGGCGGCCCGACGUCGGGCUCCCGGGGGCCGGCCGUGGCCCGCGGCGGGCUGCUCUCCCCGGGCUGGGCGCUCCGGGCGGGGCGCUCCGCCGCGGCCGCGGGCCCGCGCUCUCGGCCG